CAAACUCAAUGGGGGCAUCGAGUCACUCUGGAAGCGACUCGAGUGCGAGUAGUGGCAAUGGUGAGUCUUAACUGCUACCCAAGUACGCUCACUGACCAUGGUGACCUCCGCAGUGUCCGUCCAGACCGCGAAGCCUGAACCUUCCCAAACCACUCCCCCUUCAUUCCCCCCGCCAAAGACAGACAAACCACGCCCACACAUCUGCUUAACCUGCACACGUUCAUUCGCUAGGCUCGAGCAUCUCAAGCGCCAUGAACGUUCACAUACCAAGGAGAAGCCGUUUGAAUGCCAGCAGUGUACGCGCGCCUUUGCACGGCGAGACCUCCUCUUGCGCCAUCAGCAGAAGCUGCAUCAACAGGGAGCGACUUCCUCCAAACCUCGCUUGGGACGGAGGGAGAGUACGACAGGGCUUCCCUCUGCCACCGGCCGCGUUCGGAAGAACUCCAUAGCCAGCAGUGUGACCGGUGCUGCUGGACCAGAGUCUGGCAUGCGCCCUCGAGCAAACACCAUCAGCCAUAUCGACCCCGCUGCGCUGAACAGCCUCCUGGCCUCGCAAAACGUGCAAAUGGCAAGAAGCCCCGGUCCCCGGCAACCUGGGCACUCGCAUCAUCCGAGCCUUGGGAGCAUCGGUCUCACCGACGGGCUGGACUUUCGGACCAUGCAGGGCCCCAUGGGCAUGAAUGGGCUACCGCACACGGUUCCCUUGCCAAAACUCGAUACCCACCUUGGAAUGGGCAUGGGCGGUGGACCUCGUACUGCCCCCAUCACAGGGCUUGGUAUGGACCAUCAAGAUCCCCAUGAGAUGGAGUUGCAAAAGUUUUUCGGGCCCGGCUCGACCAUCAAUCCCAAUCAGUUGCACCAUUUCAAUGUCCAAAUACCUCCCCCGUCCCCUUUUAAUCUUUUCCACAAUCCAUUUUCUAACACACCUCUGGAGGAGGACAUCGCUUGGACGCCGGCAUUUGAGAGCGACAUGGUGUUCCCGGGAGCUAACGAGACAGCCUUCGAUGGUUCAUCUCCCUCUGCAAUCAGCACGGCUAGUCAAAGCGGAUUCAGCGAAGUGAUGCUGGAUGGAUCCGGUCAACCCACGUCGGCUGCCGUGUGGCAGACGGGUCUAGCAGCCCACCCUACCCUGGAUCAUUCAAGCAUCUCUCUCGAAGCAAUGGCACCUGUUUUUCCGGAACUCAUGAUGAAUCAAGUCUCGCCAAAAGAGAUUGCAGAUCAAGGUGCGCCGGCUGAUUUCUAUCUUUCAACACCCCCACCAGCCUCAUCUACGAGCCCAGCCGCGGGCAUGCAAAGUUUCCAGACCCAAUGCAAUCCCUUCCAAAAUUGGGCAUUUCAAUCUGAUUCAGGCAGCAUAUCGUCCACUUCCAUUAAUGGGAGCGCAAGACAUAGUUCAGUAACGUCCAUCUCAACUGACACAAUUACGGACGCAACCAGGCAAGCCCUCCUCAUGAACCUGUCCCAGGCCCAAAACUCCGGACCCAUGCAAAGGAAAUUCUCGCAGCCCCAUAUCAGUUCGCCUCUAUCUGGUUCUGCCAACGGUAAAUCCCAGAUUGCUUCGCUCCCUAGUACCUCCGACCUGCAACGCUACGUCAACGCUUACAUUCAAUACUUCCAUCCUCAUUUGCCAUUUCUACACAUCCCUACUCUGUCUUUUGACCCUGCUGCAUUCAAUUAUCACAUGCGCGGCGCGGGAAAUCACCAUCACAACAGCUUGGUUAGCGGCGGCGGAUGCCUCAUCUUGGCCAUGGCAGCUAUUGGCGCCCAGUACGAAUUUGAACACAUCGCCGGAAAGGAGCUCUUUGAGUCUGCGAAGAAGAUGAUCCUGUACUCCCUUGAAGAGAGGCGCCUGGCAGGGCUGUCGGCCGUCAAUGGAAGCAAUUCCGCAGAUGACUCAAUCAACAAGCCUCCGCUUUGGCUGAUUCAGGCUAUGUUGCUGAACCUGAUUUUUGGUCAUAACUGCGGUGACAAGCAAGCUGCUGAGGCUGCCAGCACGCACUGUGCUGCGCUCGUCAGCCUUGCUAAAGCGGCCGAUUUGGACAAACCAGCGGAGAUGCCUGUCAAUGACGCGCCUGGGCGAACGAAGGGCAGUGGCAUGAGCGGAGACGUGGAGAUGAUUGAUGGGACCAUGCCGUCGGAUUUGUUUUCGAAAGCUACAUCAACUGAACCAAUGGACGAGCACGCACAAUGGCUUCAAUGGAAGAUGGCAGAAGAGCGCAAGCGGACAUACUUUGCGAUUUUCUCCAUGACGUGCUUACUGGUCUCUGCUUAUGCACAUGCUCCUCGCAUUUUGAACUCCGAGAUUCGACUGGAUCUGCCAUGCGAAGAAGAUCUCUGGGCCGUGGACAAUGCGCAGGCAUGGGUCGCAAAGGGCGGACCACUGAUUGCGCAGAGCAAAGGGUUGUCGUUCAACGCUGCUUUGAGUUAUUUGAUCCAGGCCAGUCUGCGACAGCAGGCACAAGUACGAGCGCCCUAUCCGCAAGGCUUCGGCCCAGGUGCAAACCCCGGUGAUAGCCCACAAAGCGAAAUCCGUCCUAGCACAUUCGGCUGCUAUGUUCUGAUCAAUGCGCUACAUGUUUACAUAUGGGAUACGAGACAAAGACACAAUGGACGACCAUGGAAGCCCCAAGAGACGGAACAACUGCACGCCCUGAUUGAGCCAGCCCUGAAAGCGUGGCAAGCUGCCUGGCGCAGCAAUCCCAGCCACAGCUUGGAGCGUCCGAGCCCAUACGGUCCACUUGCCGCCGAUUGUAUCCCUCUCCUAGAUCUGGCCUAUGUGCGCCUCUUCGUAAACCUUGCUCCGUCGAAGGAGCUCUUUUGGCAACGGGAUUUUGAGGGCAUGGCCAACGAAUUGGCGAAGGGAGUUGACAUCGUGGGCCAGACUGAUGGCUCACCCGACCGUUUCUCCGAGUUUGCUGAUCGGUUGAGAAGCGCGCUCGGCGACUCUUCUGGCACUCCGCUAGUAUUCAAUUCGAUCGAAGGAGUAAGCCCCGGCCAGGCUGGUUCUGGCUUCCAACCCCUGCAACUGUCGAAGCGCGAAAGGCAUCUGCGAAAGGCCGCAUUCUACGCCGCUGACUCUCUAGCCAUGGGCGACAAGUUGGGUGCCACGUACGUGGAACUCUCAGCUCGGGAAUUGCCCAACUCUUCGGCUAUGUGCAGCUUCGAUUGCGCCCAGAUCCUCGCAGAGUGGGUGGCUACCGUACAGGACCGGGUAGGGCGCUUCAUCGGCAUCCUGGGCAAGGAUGAUAUCGAUCUCACCGCGGUACCUGCCAUCAUGCUCCUCGAAGAGGAGGAUAUCCGGCUGUUGUCUAAGAUCAGCAACAUACUGCACAAUGCAGAAAUGAAGCUUGCAUACGAUAUGCAAACCAUGGGCUCUUCCAAUGCUCUUCCCAUGCUAGGGGGUCUGACAAACCUUAGCCAGUGCGGCUAUGGCACCAAGUUGUUGAUGGUGACAGCGUACAUGCUUGAAAGAUCUGCUGUAUGGCCUGUUACCCACACCAUGGCUCUCGCUCUGGAGGCACAUGCCCAUCACAUCAAUCAACGCGCCGAAGCCUCCGUCAACGCCUCGUAAUUCUGUUAUAUCUGUCCUGUACAUAUUUGCACUAUUUUCGAUGUUUGCGCUGGACGGGUGAUACGAUUGAUACCCCAUUUCUACCAUCUGUCACGUUCACGACCCCCGUUGUCAUCCCCGGUUGUGCGAUUCACGACUCCACGGCCAUAGAGUAUUGUUACCGCCGCGAUAACUUUCCUCCGUGUCACAAUAGUCAUGGACCACCCUCGAAUUGGCCUAUCACAACAUACAUAACGCAACGGCCGGAACUAUCGCACUUUGGCUCAUCGGCCGAUCGAGCCAGUUGCGACAACCCCAUAGACGAACACGUAUUCACCCCUUCUCGGUGCGAGAGCGCGCCAU
Molecule: messenger RNA, 3913 nt
Organism: Westerdykella ornata
Lineage: Eukaryota; Fungi; Ascomycota; Dothideomycetes; Pleosporales; Sporormiaceae
Exons: 2
Coding region: 98-3571 (1157 amino acids)
Biological process (GO): regulation of transcription by RNA polymerase II; DNA-templated transcription
Cellular component (GO): chromatin
Molecular function (GO): zinc ion binding; RNA polymerase II cis-regulatory region sequence-specific DNA binding; DNA-binding transcription factor activity, RNA polymerase II-specific
Source: RefSeq, a predicted model, not a curated record